Messenger RNA from Megachile rotundata (alfalfa leafcutting bee), 3591 nucleotides. RefSeq lists its product as uncharacterized. The record is from RefSeq and is a predicted model, not a curated record. NCBI's taxonomy places the organism in Eukaryota, Metazoa, Arthropoda, Insecta, Hymenoptera, Megachilidae.
AUGUCCACCGUUGCAAAAAACACAAUCACGGCAACCUUGACUUCUACUACCACUAACUAUAGACGGACCUUAACAUUCUUGGCCAUACCAAACAUAGCUUCAAACAUACCAGACCAACCUAUCGACAGAACAUUGUUAAAAAUUCCCAACAAUUUAACAUUGGCUAACCCAGCAUUUUCAAUACCUGCUCCAGUUGACUUAUUACUAGGUGCUGGAGUAACACUGUCACUGUUGAGUAUUGGACAAAUCAAAUUAUCUCCUCCUGACGGAUCAGAUUUGUACCUGCAGAAGACACAAUUAGGUUGGAUAAUUGGUGGAAGUACUCCAACUCAUCGAUUGACCAAGGAAGCCACUUGUCAUAUUAUUACCCCAAUACAGCUUGAUUUGGCCCGAUUUUGGAAAUUAGAAGACGGUCCCCAAAUCCAACAUCUGUCUAAGGCCGACAGGGAAUGCGAAGAAUAUUUUAGGAAAACUAUAUCACGGACUUCCGAGGGUAGAUAUAUUGUAGCUCUUCUAUUUAAUGACAAACUUUCACAAUUAGGAGAAUCUAAAUCUCGAGCCUUGAAGAGAUUUUCAUCCUUACAAGGAAGAUUUAGACGCGAUGAAGAGUAUGGGCGGGCAUACCGAGCAGUAUUACCAGAAUACCUUGAUUUAAGUCACAUGUCCGAAACUCAAGUUCACAACGAAAAGGACGGGAUGUAUUACCUGCCGCAUCAUGGGGUGACUAAGAUCACCAGUGAUACCACCAAGUUCAGGGUUGUGUUUGAUGGCUCCGCAGCAACUUCUACAGGCGUUUCUUUGAACGAUACGUUACAUGUCGGUCCAAAGAUACAGGAUGACCUGUUGUACAUAUUAAUUCGAUUCCGAAACCAUCGGUAUGUAUUAACAGGUGAUAUCGAAAAAAUGUACAGACAGUUCCUAGUGCGUCCUGAAGACAGGAAGUACCAACAGAUUCUGUGGCAAACCUCAGAUCAAGCCCCGAAAACAUUUCAAUUAAACACAGUCACGUUUGGACUUUCCACCGCUCCAUAUUUGGCAAUCAGUUGCCUAUCACAAUUAGCUCAAGACGAAGGACACCGAUUUCCCCAAGCAGCACAGACCCUAAUCACAGACUUUUACGUGGAUGAUCUUUUAACUGGAACGGCGACGAUUGACGAAGCAUUAACAUUACAAAAUCAAUUGAUACAACUUUUACAAACGGCAGGACUAAACAUUCGUCAGUGGGCUUCCAAUCACAGGGCAUUACUUCAAAACCUUCCAGAACAAUCCAUUAACAAACGACUACACCUGGGCGAAUCAUCAACCAUUAAAACUUUAGGAGUGUUCUGGGACUCAAGUGACGAUACAAUCCGAUAUUCAAUCGCAAACCCGCCAUCAACAAAUUCUUUCACUAAACGAAGUAUCAGCUCCGUUAUCGCAAAAAUCUACGACCCUCUAGGACUGCUCGGACCUGUUAUCAUAUUGGCAAAAAUAAUGCUACAAAAAAUAUGGACUUUAAAAUUAGACUGGGAUGAGUCUUUACCAAUGGACACACAUACUGAAUGGUUCAAAUAUUAUAAAAAAUUACCGCUUUUGAACAACGUAGCUUUCAACCGACAAACCUUGAUCGAUGAACCUAGCAUAGUGGAGUUACAUGGUUUCAGUGAUGCUAGCGAACGCGCAUAUGGCGCUUGUCUUUAUCUCCGUUCCACAGACAAACACGGUCAAUGCAAAACACAACUCCUUAUGGCAAAGUCAGAAGUUGCACCUUUGAAAAGUCAAUCCAUACCGCGACUGGAACUGUGCGGAGCAUUACUACUUUCUUCACUAGUUACCACAGCUCAGAAGGCGUUGAAAAUAAAUAUUAACCGAACAAUAUCAAACAGGAUAUCCGAAAUUCAAAAUCAAACCAAUAUCACAGACUGGCGACACGUUUCUACUUCAGACAACACAGCGGAUCUCAUUUCUAGAGGACAAUUGCCCGAAGAUUUCUUACGUCCAUCGAUAUGGCAGACUGGGCCGAAUUGGCUGUACAACAUCGAAGAUCACUGGCCAACCACAACAAUCACACCUUGCAACACGACGUUAGAACAGCGGGAAGUAGUUUGUUUAGCCACAACUCUUCCUGAUACCAGUCUCCUGGAUCGUUUUUCUUCUUGGGAGAAGCUAGUACGGGUGAUUGCUUGGUGCCUCCAAUGGAAAUCAACCAAUCAUACAAAAGGACCCUUAACAGCAAAAGAAUUAAGACACGCCCAUGAUACAAUUAUCAAACUUGUACAGAAAAUCCAUUUUUCAGAUGAAUUAGAACAACUAUUAAAAGGCAAAAAUCCGCAUUUAAAAAAUAGAUUAAGAAGAUUAAAUCCGUUUAUAGAUUCUGACGGUAUCCUGCGUGUCGGGGGCCGGUUAAAACAUUCAUUAAUGCCAUUUGCACAAAAACACCCCAUCAUUCUACCCAAAAAUCGCAUUACCUUACUUAUCAUCGACGACGAACACAGAAAACAGUUCCAUACAGGUACCCAGACGACCCUUUACGCGGUCAGACGGCGCUACUGGCCCAUCGAUGGCCGGCAACAAGUGUGGAAAGCAAUAAAACCUUGCGUACGGUGUUGUCGGGCCCAACCACCGCCGGUCAGCUACUUAAUGGAUAACCUACCUGCCGCCAGAGUCACCGAAUCUCGACCAUUCACUCAUACAGGUGUGGAUUAUUGUGGACCGUUUUAUAUAAAAGAACGGAAGCAACGAAACCAUGAUCGGAUAAAGGUCUACGUUGCGGUAUUUGUUUGCCUAGCCAUCAAGGCAGUUCAUUUGGAAUUGGUCAGCGACUUAAUCACCGAGGCCUUCAUUGUUGCACUUAAGAGGUUUAUUGCACGACGGGGACUCUGUUCCCACAUUUACUCAGAUAAUGGGACCAACUUCGUGGGAGUGAAUAAUGAAUUGCGAGAAUUGCAACUAUUGCUACGUUCAGAAGAACAUCAAAACCAAGUGACGAUAUUUCUGGCAGGGAAAUCUAUAGAAUGGAAGUUUAUCCCUCUACUGACACCACACUUUGGCGGUUUGUGGGAAGCAGCCGUCAAAUCCUUCAAAUAUCACCUAAAACGGGUUGCCGGAUCCGAACUAUUUACAUUUGAGAAUUUUAACACUCUCAUCAUAGAAAUUGAAGCCAUUCUGAACUCCCAUCCAUUAACACCUAUAUCCUCAGACCAUAACGACCUGCUUGUCCUUACGCCAGGACAUUUUCUGAUUGGCGAUUCAAUAGCCAGUUUGCGUGAGAAAAAUGUUGCAGAGAUACCUACAAACCGCCUCUCGAGUUGGCAGCAAAUCCAAAAAGUAAAACAACAUUUUUGGGUUCGAUGGCACCGGGAGUACCUGAACGAACUGACCACACGCAGCAAAUGGACCAAAGGUGACCAUACAGUCAAGGAGGGCACAAUUGUCUUACUUCGUGAAGACAACGUUCCAUCACUGCAUUGGCCCUUGGCCAAGGUCAUCAAGGUUCACCCAGGAACAGAUGGAAUAGUGCGAGCUGUCACCGUCAAAACAGCCAAGGGUACGCUGGACCGGAGCAUCAAACGACUCGUUCCGCUGCCCAACCAAUCAAACCAAACUGUUUAA